Messenger RNA from Ostrinia furnacalis (Asian corn borer), 339 nucleotides. Its product is annotated as src substrate protein p85-like. Gene Ontology annotation, biological process: regulation of actin filament polymerization; cell migration. The coding region runs from base 1 to 339 and encodes 112 amino acids. The record is from RefSeq and is a predicted model, not a curated record. Lineage: Eukaryota; Metazoa; Arthropoda; Insecta; Lepidoptera; Crambidae. Gene Ontology annotation, cellular component: site of polarized growth; plasma membrane; cortical actin cytoskeleton. The transcript has 4 exons. Gene Ontology annotation, molecular function: actin filament binding.
AUGAUAUCGGACGAAAGAGAAGGUUUUGGCGGCAAAUUCGGCGUGCAAACUGACCGAAUGGAUGCAUCAGCCGUGGGGCACGACUACGUGGGAACCGUGGAUAAGCACGAGUCGCAGACGGACUACUCGCGCGGCUUCGGCGGCAAGUACGGCGUGCAGACCGACCGCGUUGACAAGACGGACUACGCGCGCGGCUUCGGCGGCAAGUACGGCGUGCAGACCGACCGCGUUGAUAAGGUGCGCUAUUGUGGACCUUGUGUCCUAGGUCGUCGUAAGGUCGAGUUCGGCGUGCAAACUGACCGCAUGGACGCGUCGGCCGUGGGGCACGACUACGUGUAG